CCUCCCCGCCUUCUCUUUGUAGGUAACUUAUUACAAGAGUUUGCGGGCGGAGUCGGUUACCGUAAGAGAUAAAUUGUGUGCGGUACAAUAGGGAGAGCCGGGUACGACGCUGUCCUUUACUAUUCUGUACAGGGGACAGUUUGGGAAAUCUGGUUCCUAAGCCCAUUAGAGCACCUUAAUUGAAAAGUGAAAUUAAAAAGCAAGAGAUAUGUCGGCAAAUAAAGAUGGAGACGGUGGAUGGAAGAGCUUUCUGUGGAAUUCGGAAAGGAAGGAAUUUCUAGGACGCACGGGUGGCAGUUGGUUUAAAAUCUUGUUGUUCUACUUGAUCUUCUAUGGAUGCUUGGCUGGGAUUUUCAUUGGUACCAUCCAGGCCCUGCUGCUAACCCUUAGUAACUACAAACCCACCUACCAGGACAGAGUCGCCCCACCAGGUCUAUCCCACACCCCACGCUCUGAGAAGUUUGAGAUCUCUUACAACGUCAACGAUGUGGAGACGUAUCUGAAGUACACCAAGAGCAUCAAGGACUUCCUGGAGAUGUACGAUGAGGAGAGGCAGACCGACCAGAACAAGUACGAAGACUGUGGAGAAUUACCUGAAUCGUACAGGGACCGUGGUGAGCUGGAGAGUGACCUUGGAGCGAGGAAGGCCUGCAGGUUCAAGCGGACCUGGCUGGGACCCUGUGCUGGUCUGGAUGGUCACGACGAAAACUUCGGCUUCAAGGAUGGGAAACCCUGUCUGAUCGCCAAGCUCAACAGGAUCAUCAACUUCCGACCAAGGCCUCCAACCAACAGUGCUUCCGUCCCUGAAGCCGGCCAGAGCAGAGUCCAGACCAACGUUAUCCCCAUCCACUGUCAGAACAAGAGAGAGGAGGAUGCUAGCAAGAUUGGUGAGAUCAAGUACUAUGGCAUGGGCAUGGGGUUCCCCCUCCAGUACUACCCCUACUAUGGCAAGCUGCUGCACCCCAACUACCUACAGCCUCUGGUGGCCAUCCAGUUUACCAACCUCACCUUCAACGAGGAGCUGCGUCUUGAGUGCAAAGUGUAUGGAGCGAACAUUGACUACAGCGAGAAAGAUCGCUACCAAGGACGAUUUGACGUUAAGUUCACCAUCAGCGAUUCAUGACCUCAGCUAUGAAAAUAGCACAUUUUCUCUGCCCCUAUUUCAAAACAAGUUGAUUUAAGAGAAAUAAAUAAAACUAGUUCAAUUAAAACAUGACUUGUCUUGGGAAAUAAACUUUCAUAAUAUACGGGACCUACAGUUAAUCUGUGUGCUUUAAACUGGCUUUUCUGCAUAAUGUCUAGGGUUAGAAUGUGCUUUAAACUGGCUUUUCUGCAUAAUGUCUAGGGUUAGAAUGUGCUUUAAAUGGGCUUUUCUGCAUAAUGUCUAGGGUUAGAAUGUACAUCACACCGGCUUUUCUGCAUAAUGUCUAGGGUUAGAAUGUACAUCACACAGGCUUUUCUGCAUAAUGUCUAGGGUUAGAAUGUGCUUUAAACGGGCUUUUCUGCAUAAUGUCUAGGGUUAGAAUGUACAUAACACCGGCUUUUCUGCAUAAUGUCUAGGGUUAGAAUGUACAUCACACUCUGCAUAAUGUCUAGGGUUAGAAUGUACAUCACACCGGCUUUUCUGCA
Messenger RNA from Oncorhynchus mykiss (rainbow trout), 1629 nucleotides. RefSeq names its product sodium/potassium-transporting ATPase subunit beta-233. The record is from RefSeq and is a predicted model, not a curated record. Gene Ontology annotation, molecular function: ATPase activator activity. Gene Ontology annotation, biological process: potassium ion import across plasma membrane; intracellular potassium ion homeostasis; intracellular sodium ion homeostasis. Gene Ontology annotation, cellular component: sodium:potassium-exchanging ATPase complex. Lineage: Eukaryota; Metazoa; Chordata; Actinopteri; Salmoniformes; Salmonidae.